Messenger RNA from Cavia porcellus (domestic guinea pig), 635 nucleotides. Its product is annotated as hemoglobin subunit alpha. The record is from RefSeq and is a predicted model, not a curated record. The transcript has 3 exons. Gene Ontology annotation, cellular component: haptoglobin-hemoglobin complex; hemoglobin complex; blood microparticle. Gene Ontology annotation, biological process: oxygen transport; hydrogen peroxide catabolic process. Gene Ontology annotation, molecular function: heme binding; peroxidase activity; haptoglobin binding. Lineage: Eukaryota; Metazoa; Chordata; Mammalia; Rodentia; Caviidae. The coding region runs from base 103 to 531 and encodes 142 amino acids.
GGCUGUGCAGGGCGUCGCCCCAGAACUCGGGGACUUAAAUGCGCCGUGCCUUACUUGUCCUACACCCUUCUGGUUCUGACACAGACUCAGAAAGAAUCCACCAUGGUGCUGUCUGCCGCUGACAAGAACAACGUGAAGACUACCUGGGACAAGAUUGGCGGCCAUGCUGCAGAAUACGUAGCCGAGGGCCUGACCAGGAUGUUUACGAGUUUCCCAACCACCAAGACCUACUUCCACCACAUAGAUGUGAGCCCGGGCUCCGGCGAUAUCAAGGCCCAUGGCAAGAAGGUGGCAGACGCGCUAACCACUGCCGUGGGCCAUCUGGACGAUCUGCCCACUGCCCUGUCGACUCUGAGUGACGUGCAUGCCCACAAGCUGCGUGUGGACCCCGUAAACUUCAAGUUCCUGAACCACUGCCUGCUGGUGACGCUGGCUGCUCACCUCGGAGCAGAUUUCACCCCCUCGAUCCAUGCCUCCUUGGACAAAUUCUUUGCCUCUGUGAGCACCGUGCUGACUUCCAAAUACCGCUAAGGUGGAGCAGCCCUGCCCUGGCCCGCUCGGUCUCAUGUCAGGCCCUUCUCCCUUCCUUGCACCUGCACCUCUUGGUCUUUGAAUAAAGUCUGAGUGGGCAGCAA